AUGUCUCCUAUCUUCAAAGCAGCCUUGAUACAACUGGCACCCGAGCCCCUCAACCCCACCUCCAACUUCCAUAGAGCCUCUCAAUUCAUCCGUGAAGCUUCCGCCCAAGGUGCAGAUCUCGCCGUUCUCCCAGAGUAUCACCUCACCGGCUGGGUUGCUGAUUCCAAUGCACUCACUACCCAUGCCUUAGACUGGGAGACCUGGAUACAGAAAUACCAAUCCCUUGCCCGUGAACUGCAUAUCAACAUCGUCCCUGGCACUAUUGUCCAGGCAGACUCGAGCUUCAAAUCCACCUGUGAUUCCACCAAACCUGGCUCGCUAAACCAACCCUCCCUCCUAAACGUUUCGACAUUCAUCUCAGAUAAAGGAGAAAUCCUUGGCACCUACACCAAAAUCAACCUCUGGCACCCUGAACGUCCCCACCUGACCCCCUCCUCACUCUCUACACCCCAUACCGUCCUCGCCACCCCACUAGGUCCCGUAGGUAUCCUGAUCUGCUGGGACCUCGCAUUUCCAGAAGCAUUCCGUGCCCUGGUCCAGCAAGGCGCAAAGAUAAUAAUCAUCCCCACCUUCUGGACAGCUAGUGACUGCAUGGUCGAAGGGCUGCGGCUGAACCCAAAGGCCGAGGCGUUGUUUGUGGAAUCAGCAUUGACGGUGCGAGCAUUCGAGAAUACUUGUUGUGUUGUCUUUGUGAACGCGGGAGGGAAUGACGACGACGGGCCGAUGGGGUUGAGUCAGGUAGCCAUGCCGUUUGUGGGCAAGGUGAAGGGCAGUUUUGAGGGCAAUGAAGAGGGACUCAGGGUAGUAGAGGUAGAUACGGAGAUUUUGGAAGAGGCUGAGAGGCAUUAUAAGGUUAGAGAGGAUAUGGGAAGGGAGGAUUGGCAUUAUGGGUACAGUCAUGGCAGGAAGUGA
Molecule: messenger RNA, 912 nt
Organism: Endocarpon pusillum Z07020
Lineage: Eukaryota; Fungi; Ascomycota; Eurotiomycetes; Verrucariales; Verrucariaceae
Exons: 2
Coding region: 1-912 (303 amino acids)
Molecular function (GO): hydrolase activity, acting on carbon-nitrogen (but not peptide) bonds, in linear amides
Source: RefSeq, a predicted model, not a curated record